AUGAAGAUUUUAUUUGCAAAGUUGUGCCACGAAGAAUGCGAGCAGUGCGAGAUAUUCCAGCAGCAUGAUAAUAUUCAUUCCGAAAACAACCUGGACUUGGAUAAAUGCGAUAUCUGCAAAAAAAUGGAACGUCCACAUUAAGAAGGCCAAGGAAGCAAGAAGAAAAUAUAGAGAAGAUGCUGAUUCUACAGAAUGGACAACUUCAAAUAUAUGUGUGUCAGCAGAUCUUCAAAAAGUAAUCAUGCUGCCGCGCAUCGAUACUUUCAAGCAGGUAUUGUUCACCCAAAGGAUCAUUGCCUUUAAUGAGAGCUUUGUCGGAGUUGGGAAAAACCAAAAAUCUGUGGGUCCAGCAGCUGUAAUAUGGCAUGAGGCAUUAGCUGGGCGCAAAAAAGAAGAAAUUUGUAGCGUGCUCCAUAAAUAUUUGCUCAGUCAACGUGAUGUCUUAACUAUAAAAAUCUGGCUUGAUAAUUGUUAA
This is a messenger RNA of Psylliodes chrysocephalus, 475 nucleotides long. The record is from the annotation of a GenBank genome assembly. NCBI's taxonomy places the organism in Eukaryota, Metazoa, Arthropoda, Insecta, Coleoptera, Chrysomelidae.